Molecule: messenger RNA, 1248 nt
Organism: Penicillium samsonianum
Lineage: Eukaryota; Fungi; Ascomycota; Eurotiomycetes; Eurotiales; Aspergillaceae
Product: zinc finger protein
Exons: 1
Coding region: 1-1248 (415 amino acids)
Source: RefSeq, a predicted model, not a curated record
AUGGAUCGACGCAAUCAAGUUAGCUUUGAGCUUACGAACAGAUUAUCCGCCCUACUUGAUGCUGCACGAAAUGAAGAGCUUACCUCAGAGUUGCAACUUCUUUCCACCGAACCACGUGAAGUCUUGAGCCGGAUUCUAUCGCCAACCUCCGUUAUCUCUACAGCUUCCUCAUCCGCACUCAACACCACACAGCAGACGGCUUCUGUUGGGUUUCGUAGUAUUGGCUUUGGCCAAUGUGGAAUGGUUUUCGAACGGCCUGGCCAUGCGUACGCAAUCAAAAUCGCCCGCCCAUCAUUCGAAAAUGCCCUUUGGGCAGAUUUCCAAGCCCACUUCGCGGUCUACCAGGCGUUUACAACCCAGCAGUUCGUCGAAGUACGUAUUCCCCGAAUCUUCUCAUACGUGCCAAAAACAAACCAUGAAUGGUGGGACUCCCAUGUGAAUCUUUUUCAUGGAACACACCCCUCUUUCCCUCUGCCUGCAAUGGCCUUGAUCACCGAAAGAAUACCUCCCAUACCCAAGCUGGCUCGGCAGGCCCUCAUCGAUGUCUAUUGUCCCGCGCCGUCACAACUUGCUGUAAGCUCUCACGACACUAACCGUGAUUGUCUUGCCCGCAUCUAUCUCGGCCGCCGACGUGGUGCGAAUGAUCCACCACCACGCAACUUCACAUUGAGAAACUUCAACUUGUGUCUUGAUCAGAUGAUCGAGCUAAACCUACCUAUCCAGCAUUACGCAAGAGAUAUUGGGCAGGCUUUGGCGAUCAUGCAUUGGUCCGCAAACGUGGAUGGCUACGAUGUUGAAUUUGUGCUAGGCAGUGAAGGGGAGACAAUAUACACCCAGGAUAUUUCUCGCUCGUUGGGACUCAGCGCAGAACGGAUUACGAAGAUGGCCCCUCACACAGACGUGGACAGCAUGAUACGUGCCAAAGUUCAACGCCGAACUACUCGUGUCUGGGUUCUGGAUUUCAAUUUGUGCAGUAUAUGGGAAGAACGAAUGGGAAUUGAAAGGCCGGAUGACUUGAUAGCUCAUCUCGUGAGUGCAUUUUUUGAAAACGACCCUUAUUACCCUCGUGCAACCCCAGACCUUGAACUUGAAAAGGCUCUCUGGUCUACGUUCAGCUCGGCAUACCGUGAUGUAGCAGCGAGUCUACUGUCAGUCCCAGGAAAAAAUCCGGGACUUGCGGUACUUCCACAGAAGUUUCUUGAUGCUUGUGUGUUACAACAAUCAGAAAACUCAGCUUCGGGAAAUUGA